This is a messenger RNA of Trichophyton benhamiae CBS 112371, 990 nucleotides long. RefSeq lists its product as uncharacterized. The coding region runs from base 1 to 990 and encodes 329 amino acids. Gene Ontology annotation, biological process: proteasome-mediated ubiquitin-dependent protein catabolic process. The transcript is spliced from 4 exons. The record is from RefSeq and is a predicted model, not a curated record. Gene Ontology annotation, cellular component: proteasome core complex, alpha-subunit complex; nucleus; proteasome core complex. Lineage: Eukaryota; Fungi; Ascomycota; Eurotiomycetes; Onygenales; Arthrodermataceae.
AUGCUGAUGGAGCUCCCGUUUGGGUUUAGCGCGGCCUGCCCAGGCACUUCUUCUGUUUGCGUGGACCAAAGAAAGGCAGCAGCAAGAAGGCGGACGAGCUCAACCGCCGAGAUCAACAACAUCCAUUGCAGACAGCUCCAGACGAGCACUUCCCAAGCUGCGCUCAAGGGUAACUCCUGCUACAUCGACAGCCGAUCUACUGAAACCUCGUUCAGAGUAGCAUCUAUAUCACCAUGUUUAUCGCACGGUCCGAGUAUGGUGAGUACCGCUUUUAUAGUCCCUCCAGCAUACACCUUCUCGCCAGAAGGCCGUCUUUUCCAAGUAGAGUACUCUCUCGAAGCUAUAAAACUAGGUUCCACUGCGAUCGGAGUUGCUACUUCUGAGGGUGUCGUUCUGGGUGUUGAAAAGCGAGUCACCUCCACUCUGUUGGAGACCUCGUCGGUCGAGAAGAUCGUUGAGAUAGACCAACACAUAGGAUGUGCGAUGUCCGGCCUGCAAGCUGAUGCUCGGUCAAUGGUGGAACACGCACGAGUGGAGACCCAAAACCAUCGAUUCCAUUAUUCAGAGCCGCUAAGAGUCGAGAGCUGUACUCAGGCAAUAUGUGACCUUGCCCUUCGGUUUGGAGAGGGUGCUGAUGGCGAAGAGAGUAUAAUGAGCAGGCCAUUUGGAGUGGCUUUGCUGAUUGCUGGAUACGAUGAGGAUGGCCCGCAGUUGUACCAUGCUGAGCCAUCUGGCACAUUCUACCGUUAUGAUGCAAAGGCUAUAGGAUCCGGAAGUGAGGGAGCGCAGGCCGAACUACAAAACGAAUAUCAUCGUUCUUUGACACUGGCUGAGGCCGAGACUUUGGUUCUCAAGACACUGAAACAAGUCAUGGAAGAGAAGCUCGACGAGAAGAACGUUCAGCUUGCCAGCGUCACAAAAGAGAAAGGAUUCCAGAUCUAUAGCGAUGAGGACAUGGGGCGAGUUGUAUCUACCUUGGGGAGUAAUUAA